Molecule: messenger RNA, 1573 nt
Organism: Rosa rugosa (rugosa rose)
Lineage: Eukaryota; Viridiplantae; Streptophyta; Magnoliopsida; Rosales; Rosaceae
Product: beta-1,4-xylosyltransferase IRX9
Exons: 3
Coding region: 202-1248 (348 amino acids)
Biological process (GO): plant-type secondary cell wall biogenesis; glucuronoxylan biosynthetic process
Cellular component (GO): Golgi membrane
Molecular function (GO): galactosylgalactosylxylosylprotein 3-beta-glucuronosyltransferase activity; xylosyltransferase activity
Source: RefSeq, a predicted model, not a curated record
CACAAACUCAAAAACAAAACCAAUAUUGCACCAAGUUAGCUCCCAUCUUUUUGUAAUAAACAACCAUUUUCAUAACCUUCCAUUUAUAGACUCUCCACCUUAUAUAUUACAUUGAUACACUACUUUCCUUGUUGUCUAUGACCAAAACCCACCUAAAUUCAGUAACCAGAUACCAUAUAGAUCUGUGUUAGUUUUCGGAAAAUGGGUACAACAGAGAGAUCAAGAAAGAAGGUUCAACUAUGGAAGAAAGCUGCUGUCCAUUUUGCUUUGUGUUUUGUUAUGGGAUUCUUUACAGGCUUUGCUCCAACGUUUAAACCUUCCAUCUUGUCUAAACCUGCUGUGAGUUCAUCAAAGAAAAUAGAGUUUUCGCCUCAACCAGUAGAACCGCCGCAACAAGUCGCAAAUUUCAAUAGAAGUUUGAUAGCGGAAGCAGAAAAUUUGGCAAUGGCAGCAUCCUCCCCUCCAAAUUCUGAAGAAACCUACUUCGAAUCCGAAAGGAGGAUGUCAGAAGAUGAAGAAGAAGAAGUGAAAGAACCCAAUUUGACACCAAGAAGGUUUAUUAUCAUAGUCACACCGACAAGCACCAAAAACCCACUAAAAUGUGUGUUUCUGAGAAGAUUGGCAAAUACCAUAAAGUUGGUUCCUCAGCCAUUGUUGUGGAUUGUGGUGGAAGGGAAGACCGAGUCGAAUGAGGUUUCUGAAGUGCUUAGGAAAACAGGUGUUAUGUAUAGGCAUUUGGUUUUCAGAGAGAACUUCACAGAUACUGAGGCUGAAAUGGAUCAUCAGAGGAAUGUUGCUCUUAAGCACAUUGAGCAGCACAAGCUUAGUGGGAUUGUUCACUUUGCUGGGCUUUCCAAUGUUUAUGAUCUUGGCUUCUUUGAUCAGCUCAGAGAAAUUGAAGUGUUUGGGACAUGGCCAAUGGCGCUACUAGCAGCAAACAAGAAAAAAGUGAUCAUUGAAGGGCCUGUAUGUGAUUCUUCACAAGUGAUAGGAUGGCAUAUCCUAAGGAAAAUGAACAAUACUGAUCAAACAGAUGAUACUAAUAGACUUCGCAUUCAUAUUUCAAGCUUUGCAUUCAAUAGCUCAAUUCUUUGGGACCCUGAAAGAUGGGGUCGCACUUCAUCACUUCAAAGCACCUCUCAGAAUUCAAUGAAAUUUGUAAAGCAAGUGGUUCUUGAAGAUGAGACAAAACUAAAGGGAAUCCCACCAGAAGACUGCUCAAAGAUCAUGCUUUGGUCUCUUCAUUAAGUCACACCAAACAAUCAAUGAAAAGGGAAAUUCAAUUACCAAAAAAAAAAAAAAAAUUCAAUCUUUUGAUUCUAUUUUUUCAAGUAGUUUUUAUAAUUUUAUUAAUUCUCUUAUUUUCUUCUCAUUUUCUAAAUUUUUGAUAUAGAUAUGAUAUCAUGAGUACCUUCUGGUUAUCUGAAUGUAGAUGAAAUCACUAAAUUCAUGUUGUACAAGUUACUUUUGUUACACUUUAUAGAAACAUGCAAAGAAAGAGGAUCAUUCAUCUAUUGUCUCUUUUCUUUUAUAAUUAGACAUCUUUUGUCAGCGAUAAGAAUUGAAAUGCAUU